Acanthosepion pharaonis is the source of this 1137-nucleotide messenger RNA. The record is from the annotation of a GenBank genome assembly. NCBI's taxonomy places the organism in Eukaryota, Metazoa, Mollusca, Cephalopoda, Sepiida, Sepiidae.
AUGAUUUCAUUUCUCCCUUCCUUCUAUCUCUCUCUCUCUCUCUCUCUCUUUUUUUCUCCAUCUCUACUUAUUGUAUAUACUUUUCCAUCCCACUUGUUCUCUCUCUGGCUUCUCUUUCCCCUCAAGCCCGUCCCACUCUCUCUCUCUCUCUCAAUCUUUCUCUCUUUUUUUUACUGUUUCACUUUAUCUCUUUUUUAUUUCACACUGCCCACUGUCUCUCUCUUUUUUCUCUCUCCUCCCUCUCACUUUUCUCACCAUCUCGGUCUCUUUUACUCUGCUCUCAAUCAUUCAUUUUUCUCUGUCCUGUCUUCUUGCUGUUUCUCAUAUUCUCUCGGCUCUGUUUCAUUUUCUCUCUGCUUUAUGCCCUUGCUGUCUCUCAUUUUCUCUCUGCUUUAUGCCCUUGCUGUCUCUCAUUUUCUCUCUGCUUUAUGCCCUUGCUGUCUCUCAUUUUCUCUCUGCUUUAUGCCCUUGCUGUCUCUCAUUUUCUCUCUGCUUUAUGCCCUUGCUGUCUCUCAUUUUCUCUCUGCUUUAUGCCCUUGCUGUCUCUCAUUUUCUCUCUGCUUUAUGCCCUUGCUGUCUCUCAUUUUCUCUCUGCUUUAUGCCCUUGCUGUCUCUCAUUUUCUCUCUACUCUUUCAUUUUCUCUAUCUCCCCCCUCUCUCUCGUCCAGAUAUCUCUCUUGCCUCUCCCUGACCUCUCUUUUUUUUCUCUUUCUCCUCUUGUCAUCUCUUUUUUUUUUUUUUUACCUCUCUUUCUUUCACCCACAAUCUCACUUCUUCUCUGUCCUUUCAUUUCUCUCUCCAAGCAAUCUUUUUCUCCUGUCCUCUCUGUGUACAGUCUCUCUUGUUAUUACUGCUUACUUACUCUCUUUUCUGCUCUUUCUCUCUCUCUGUCGUUUCUGCUCUCUUUCUCUCUCUCUCUGUCGUUUCUGCUCUCUUUCUCUCUCUCUCUCUGUCGUUUCUGCUCUCUUUCUCUCUCUCUCUCUGUCGUUUCUGCUCUCUUUCUCUCUCUCUCCCUGCCAUCUCACUUGUUCUUUCUACUUUUGCUACCAUCUCUCUUUCUUUUUACUCUCCUUGUCAUCUUUCAUUCUCUCCACCCUUUCACUUCUCUUUUUUAAUCUCUCUCUCUCAUUGUUUUAG